ACUGGGAUUAGUCCACACCAAGCUACCGAGCACUGAACUGUACAGCCAUUCCGUCAGGCCAAGUUCUCUAAUUAUUACUUCCCCUAACUGAUCUUAGAGACUAGAGAAGAAGUGGUGUGUCGCUGUGGCUGCUUCCGGUAUAUAGGGAACUGGUAGCGCUUGGAGAGAGGCUAUGUCAACACAUUGGUAUAAUUUAGAGUUUGGCUACUAAGUGUGACACGUGGAGAUGUGUGUCAUACUAUCAUUCCUUCGGAGGCCAUGACUAAUCUUGCUGCUACAGUGAUUAGAUACGAAAUGCACGAAAUCAUUUCAGAGGGAAGAUACCAAUCAGUAGAAUUCAGUCUGACGUUAGGACUGAACCAUCAGGACACACACACAGUGCUCUAGCUAGUCGCAGGACACCCCCCAGGACCCCCUGGUGCUUCACAGGGUGACGCUACGACACCAGGUGAAGGAUACCUCCAGGACUAGGGAGGAUAAGGAUCAUGGUCACUGAACCAAGCUCGGCAGCCGUCAACAACAAAGACUGGUGCGCCAUCUGGAGUACAAUUGUGGUGUCCGGAGCCGUCGCCCUAAUUGGCUUGUCUUUCGUCGUCCGAAGCAUCGGCUCCGUUGGUCUGGUACUGGUGUUCAUUGGCGGAUUCUUAACUGUGGUGGCUGUGUGUGCUGCAGUGGGCAAGUGUACUCGGCAGAAAAACAAGGAUCCCCCUCAAAGCAACAAUCUGGACCGUCCUCCAUCAUACAGAAUCUCUUGGAGAAGGUCCUUCCUACGCCGCUACCGAUCCCAUGCAUCAAAUAAUGAACUAACAGAACUAACACUUGUUAACAAUGGAACUCAGGCCAAUGAAACUACCCCGCAAGACCGUAUCGCUCUCUACACUCAACCCAUUCUCAUCAACGCAACACAGCUCUCUUCCCUGCAAACCAUGUCCCACACCUCUCUAAAUAUGGACAACCAUAAUCCAACAUGUCCUGAGGACAUGUUUUCUCCAACUCUUACCACCAUUGGUACUACACGUCACACUGUAUCUCUCUCUAAUCUCUUGGAUCCACCUAGCUACGACGCCGCUUUGGCUAACAUGGAUGAACAUUCGAUCAGAAAGCUGAAAUCAGAGAUAUAUCUACCUACAUACAGCUCAACUGAACCUCUAAAGUGAUACAGUAUAAAAAAAUAUGCUUCGUCUCAAUUUAAAAAAUUUCCUCGAUUCUGUAUUUUGUUUGGUUUAUUUAUAAGGUGUGAAAAUACUUUAUUAAUAAUUGAAUAAGCAAAAUUUGGAAACAGAAAAAUCAAACUUAUAUUGUGAUAGCUCUUUUUCUUCAUAUAUCUGAAUUUUAAUGACCUGGAAAAGCCAUUAUGUAAUGAGCUACAUUUUAUUUUCUGCAAAUCUUACCAAAGAUAGUUUAACAUGGACAUAAUUGUACUUGCCCAAUGACUGAAUGAUCAGGCUAAGGUUGUGGAUCAUAUAGACAACACAAAGGCAACGAUUGAAAAAACUUACAAUAAGGUAAACUGUUUACCCGAUGACUGAAUACUCAGGCUAAAGUUGUAUACAGUACUGGUAUCGUACACAACAUGAAACAAUGAGUAAAAGCUCACAAUAAAGUUGACUGUUUGCCCAAUGAUUUAAUGCUUAUGCUAAAGUUGUGUAUUAUAUAUACAACAUGAAGGCAAUGAGAGAGAAAGUACCUAUGAUUAGGUGGACAAUAAGUUACCAAUAGGUUCUAGCAAUUCACUUGGUAGGAUAAUGAGUCUACUCGUUUCCAAGUAUUGAAACGUCUAUCAUCAACAGUUUUUUUCCUUUUAGUUUAAUAUUACAUGGUCACAAUUCUAGGUCAAUAAUAUAAAAACCAGCAUAGAAUGUAAUGAAAUGCCUCUUUCUGGUAGGAAGGCUCUGUGAAGCUAUCUCACUGAGAUAGCUCCCCACUACUGAGUCACAUCAAUCACUGUAGUUCUAUUUGGCUUACUGGAAACAAGAGCCAGAACUUGGCUCUCCCUCAUCCUUAGGUUCUGGCUUUGGUCUCCAGUGGGCCAAACAGGACUCAUGUUACUGAUGUGACCCAGCAGUGGUGAGCCAUCUCAAGAGAAAUGGCGUCAGGAAGCCACCAAGGGUGGUAGAAAUAAGGUCUUUAAAUUUAAGUGCUGAAUCACUAAAUAAGAUGUGGCACUUGGCCUUGAACCAAAAAACUUAUUAUGCUGACUCUGUCUUAGAGUGUUAUAGUACAGUAUAUAGAAUACAGUACUGUGUGUAAUGUACUGUCAUUCCUGGAAAUGGUUGGCAUCAAUCUGCUGCUGUAAAACAGCAGCGCAGUCUAUAUUACAGUCCCAAGUACAGUAUUGCAUUUUAUGGACUAGGUCCCCACCCCACCAAGUUUGCCCAGUCAGUGUGUAGGGACAAAGUAUUUAUAAGCCAAUUGUUUCAUGGGGAACAGAUUCAAAGGAGAGUGUAUACUACGUGUCUGAACUAUGUAACAACUUCAUUAGUUUGUGGAUCACCUUUAGGUCUCAAUAGUAAUGCAGAGAAAACAUCUACAUGAAAAUAACUACAGUACAUGACAAUACAGAAAAUAAUCUAUGUCUGAUCUAUACUGUAAAUUUAUUCAUGAUAAAAUGUUGAUAUAUACUCUACCUUUUUUACACAUUUAGACAAUUAUGUACAACUCUGGAGGGAAACCAAUCCUAACAAAUAUACAUACCAUAUUUUGUCAUUUUCUAACCAUAAUUAUGUACAGUGUAUAUAACAACAUUACUACCAAUGCACAUAUGACACAUUUUGCCAUCUAAUUCUGAAGGAAACUUAGUGAGAACCAAUUAUAGCGAACUAAACAAUUGUUAUACGAGACUUGCAAGUCUAUUUUGUAUAGCAAUGCAGCUACUUAAUAUUCAUGGUUAUUAAUUUAAAAGGCAUAAAAUAUGCCUUUAAAUUAUGGUAACAAAUGUAGAACUCAUUUCAUAUAUCCCGAUUGUUAUUUUUUUAAAUAAAAGUUACAAAUAUU
Molecule: messenger RNA, 2994 nt
Organism: Procambarus clarkii (red swamp crayfish)
Lineage: Eukaryota; Metazoa; Arthropoda; Malacostraca; Decapoda; Cambaridae
Source: RefSeq, a predicted model, not a curated record